AUGGCAACGGCAACCGCAAUAGGGCACUUCGGGCCCAACGGAGAGCCAAACCAGCAGGGCCGGUUUGAGCUUCCAGCAGAGGAGACUGGUAUCGAGCGGAACCGGAAGUCAGGCUCGAUCGAGUCUCGCCAUUCAGCCGUGCAAGAGCUCGCCCGCGAAUUCACUCGCAGUAGCCUUGAUUUCACUGAGGGCAAACCCAUCUUUGGCAGCAACGACCCGGAUUCCCCUCUCAACCCGUCCGGCACCAAGUUCAACGCGCGUCUGUGGGCCAAGAAUGUCGCCAGGGUCGCCCGCGAGCGCGGCCAGGAGUUCCGCCAGAUCGGUCUCUGCUUCCAGAACCUGAACGUGUUCGGCUACGGCACCACGGCCGACUAUCAAAAAACGGUCGCCAACAUCUGGCUCGCCCUACCCGGGAUGAUUGCCCGCUCUCUGCUACCGAGCUCCCGCACAUCCGGCCAGAAACGGCUGGACAUUCUCCACCAGUUUGACGGCAUUCUCCGGCCGGGCGAGAUGUGCGUCGUCCUGGGUCCGCCCGGCUCCGGCUGCUCGACCUUCCUAAAGACCAUCUCGGGCGACCGAAACGGCAUUUACGUCAGCCAGGACUCGUACUUCAACUACCAGGGCAUUUCGGACAGGGAGAUGCAUUCCGCCCACCGGGGGGAUGCUAUCUACACGGCCGAAGUCGAUGUCCAUUUUCCCAUGCUGACGGUCGGCGAGACCUUGACGUUUGCUUCGUAUGCCCGGUGCCAGAGAGAGCUGCCCGAGGGCAUAAGCCGCAAGCAGUAUUGUGAGCAUUUGCGGGAUGUGGUCAUGGCCAUGUACGGCAUCAGCCACACGGUGCAUACCAAAGUUGGGGAUGCCUUUGUACGGGGAGUUUCGGGAGGAGAGCGCAAGCGGGUUACCAUUGCUGAGGCGACGCUUUCCAACGCCCCGUUUCAGUGCUGGGAUAACUCAACCCGCGGCCUAGAUGCCGCAAACGCGGUUGAAUUUUGCCGGACAUUGCGGCUGCAGUCUGAGCUGUUCGGCCAAACCUGCGCCGUUUCCAUGUACCAGGCGCCACAGACCGCUUACGACCUAUUUGACAAAGCCCUCGUUAUUUACGAGGGCCGGCAAAUCUACUUUGGGCCUGCAUCCCGCGCAAAGAAAUACUUCGUUAACCUCGGCUUCGAGUGCCCGCCUCGGCAAACCACGCCUGACUUUCUCACUUCCAUGGCCUUCCCAGCCGAGCGCACCCCUCGGAAAGGUUGCAACCCGCCUCGAACGCCCGACGAGUUUGCCGCCGCGUGGAGACGGAGCCCCGAGUACGCGGCUCUACAGCUCGAAAUCGAGGAGUACAAACAGCAGCACCCAGUCAACGGCCCGGACGCCGCCGCGUACCGGCAGCUCAAGAGAACGCACCAGGCCAAGGGCCAACGGCUCAACUCGCCCUAUACCCUGACCUAUGGCCAGCAAGUACGGCUCUGCAUGUGGCGUGGAUGGCGCCGCUUCUGGGCGGAUCCGGGCCCCUCCAUCUGGGUCAUGGUGGGCAAUGUCAUCAUGGCGCUCAUCAUGUCGUCGAUUUUCUAUAAUAUGGGUCAGACAACGGCGUCGUUUUACGGGCGUGCUGUUGUGCUCUUCAUGGCCAUCUUAUUUAACGCGUUCGCGUCGAUCCUCGAGGUCAUGACGCUGUAUGCGCAGCGGCCUAUCGUGGAGAAACAAGCACGGUAUGCGUUCUAUCACCCCUCGGCCGAGUCGUACGCUUCUGUGCUGGUUGACCUGCCCAUGAAAGUCACCGGAUGCGUGUCGUUCAACCUGGUGUUCUACUUUAUGACGAACUUGAACCGGCAUCCUGGCAACUUCUUCUUCUACCUGUUUGUCGUCUUCCUCAUUGUUCUCGCCAUGUCCGGGAUUUUCAGGUUCAUCGGCGCACUUUCCCGAACCGAGCAACAAGCCAUGGUUCCCGCAUCCAUAUUGAUGCUAGCCCUGUUGGUCUUCACCGGCUUCGUGGUCCCAAUCCGCUAUAUGCUCUCGUGGUGCCGCUGGAUCAACUACCUUAACCCGGUCGCCUACGGCUACGAAUCGCUCAUGGUCAACGAGUACCACAACCGCAACUUCACCUGCUCUUCCUACAUCCCGGCCUACGGCACCCCCGGAACCGCCAACGUUGCCUGCGAUGCCGUCGGCGCCGUGCCCGGCCAAGACUACGUCAACGGAGACGCAUACAUUGGGUCGGCGUACAGCUACUACCACAGCCACAAGUGGCGAAACGUUGGCAUCAUCAUUGCCAUGGUCAUCUUCAACCACGUCGUGUAUUUCAUCGCGAGCGAAUACGUCACGGCGAAGAAGUCCAAAGGCGAGAUCCUCGUCUUCAAGCGCGGUUUCGUACCCAAGGUCGCCGCCAAGGGCGUUCAUGACGUGGAGGGAACGCCUUCGGGACCUGUGACCAAGAUACUCGAGCGGCCGGGAAACAGUGGCUACGAGUCCACUAAGGAGGGCGGCUUUCAGGGCUCCACCAGCGUCUUCCAUUGGAGCAACGUCUGCUACGAUAUCAAGAUCAAGGGCAAGCCCCGCCGCAUCCUGGAUAACGUCAACGGCUGGGUCAAGCCGGGUACCCUAACCGCCCUGAUGGGAGUCUCGGGUGCGGGCAAGACCACGCUGCUCGACUGUCUGGCGGACCGCCGGGUCGGCGUGGGUAUCCUGACGGGGGAGAUGUUGGUGGACGGGCAGAUACGGCAGAAGAGCUUCCAGAGGAAAACGGGGUAUGCGCAGCAGAUGGAUUUGCAUUUGGAGACAACUACUGUGCGGGAGGCAUUGAAUUUCUCGGCCCUCCUUCGCCAGCCGGAUGAUAUCCCAAGGGCGGAAAAGCUGGCCUAUGUCGACGAGGUGAUCCGGCUGCUUGACAUGCAGGAGUACGCCGACGCCGUGGUCGGCGUGCCCGGUGAGGGCCUGAAUGUUGAGCAGCGGAAACGUCUGACCAUUGGCGUGGAACUGGCCGCCAAACCGCCGCUGUUGCUCUUCAUUGAUGAGCCUACGUCAGGCCUCGAUUCACAGACUAGCUGGGCCAUUCUGGAGCUGCUUGACAAGCUCUCCAAGGCGGGCCAGUCUAUCCUCUGUACUAUUCACCAGCCCUCGGCGAUGCUGUUUCAACGGUUUGACCGCCUGCUCUUGCUCGCUGAGGGUGGGAAAACGGUUUACUUUGGUGAAAUCGGUGAAAACUCGUCCACUCUUAUAUCCUACUUUGAGCGCAAUGGGGCCAAACCAUGCCUCCCUGGCGCUAACCCAAGUGAAUGGAUGCUCGAAGCCAUAGGGGCGGCCCCAGGCAGCCAGUCCUCAAUUGACUGGCACGACACCUGGCGCAGCAGUCCUGAAUACCAGGCCGUGCAGACUGAACUGGCCCGUCUACGCGACUCCAGCAAGACCACCACCCCGGCUCCCGACGUCGAUGAAGACCUGGCCUCGUCCCGCGAGUUCGCCGCCCCGCUCUGGGACCAGUUCCUCAUCGUAACGCAGCGGGCCUUCCAGCAAACGUGGCGCACGCCUAGCUACAUCUACUCAAAACUACUGCUAUGCGUGGCGACAAGUCUAUUUCUAGGCCUCGUCUUCCUCGAUUCACCUCUAAGCAUCCAAGGCCUGCAAAACCAAAUGUUUGCCAUCUUCGAGCUCAUGAGCAUCGUCGGCCAGCUGGUUGACCAGCAGUUCCCGCACUUCAUCACGCAGCGCUCCCUCUACGAGGUCCGUGAGCGCCCCGCCAAGACGUACAGCUGGAAGGUGUUUAUGCUCAGCCAGAUCGUCGUCGAAAUCCCCUGGUACACCUUCGCGAGCGUCUUCAUGUGGGCGCUGUUUUACUACCCCGUCGGGUUCUACAAGAACGCCGAUGCCGCUGGCCAGGGCACCGAGCGCGGCGCGCUCAUGUGGCUGCUCUUUUGGGUUUUCCUGCUGUGGGUGUCGACCUUCGCGCACUUUUGCAUUUCUUUUGCGGGCUCAGCCGACGACGGGGGGAAUAUUGCAAACUUUAUGUUUGUCCUGGCCUUCUUCUUUUGCGGCGUGCUCGCGUCCCCCGAUCAGAUGCCGCGGUUUUGGAUCUUUCUGUACCGCGCUUCCCCCUUGACGUACUACGUCUCGGCUGUCCUCUCGACGGGGCUGGCCAAUGUUGACGUCAGGUGCGCAAGCAACGAGUUUACCUUGUUUGAUCCGCCCGAGGGGCAGACGUGUGGUGAGUACAUGGCGCGGCAUAUCAGUGCCGCGGGCGGGUAUCUUUUGAAUGCAGAGGCGACCGCCGCGUGCCAGUACUGCAAGAUUGGCGAGACGAAUGUUUACCUCAGGGCGAUACAUGCAGAGUAUGAGAACCGGUGGCGGAAUUUUGGGAUCAUGUGGGUUUAUGUUGUGUUUAAUGUGGUUGCGGCGGUGGGGCUGUACUGGGUCGCGCGCAUGCCUAAGGGGAAGAAGAAGCUGUGACUGUGAGCGGGGACGAUGGAUCUAAUCCAUGAUGUCUGUGAGUGUGAGGGUUGCAACUUGGAAGGCGUAUGUACAUCUCAUCUCAAUGGAGUGUAAUGUUAGGGUUUCUUGAAGGUUGGUGGUUGUGAGUCGGGAAGAGGCAUGGGACUUAGGUUAGACACCAGCAUCAGUUAAAUGUAGAUUGUAGAUGACAAAUGCUG
Molecule: messenger RNA, 4634 nt
Organism: Canariomyces notabilis
Lineage: Eukaryota; Fungi; Ascomycota; Sordariomycetes; Sordariales; Chaetomiaceae
Product: ATP-binding cassette transporter
Exons: 5
Coding region: 1-4434 (1477 amino acids)
Biological process (GO): transmembrane transport
Cellular component (GO): membrane
Molecular function (GO): ATP hydrolysis activity; ATP binding; ABC-type transporter activity
Source: RefSeq, a predicted model, not a curated record